Messenger RNA from Yamadazyma jaroonii, 750 nucleotides. The record is from the annotation of a GenBank genome assembly. Lineage: Eukaryota; Fungi; Ascomycota; Pichiomycetes; Serinales; Debaryomycetaceae.
AUGGUUACUCUUUCACACCAAUUGAAGAAUCUAGCACGUACUGAACAAUUUUACUGGUUUAUUUGUCAUUUGUUAAGUUUCAUAUGUUUCAGCUUUUCACUAGUUGAAUCAAUUUUUGGAUCAAAAUUGUUUUACAAACAAUGUCUUUUCUUUAUCAUUGUAACUUACGUUAUUGUUCUCAAACAGAUAUUCAAACAAAGAAAAGAUAAGACCAAGUCAUCGAAGAUCCUCAAUGAUGAAAACCUUCAAUAUUUCUUCAUUGCCAUAUGGUUUUACUUUUCCUCAGGUAAAUACCUUGAAAUUUUAGUUAGUUUCAACAUUUUCCUGGUGUUUCACAUUUUAAAUUAUUUCCAAAAUAAUCUCCUUCCACAUUUGCCCCUUGGUAUACAAUACCAGAAUUUAAUCAAUGUCAAUAUCAAAAAAGUACAAACGAAUUAUGUUUACUUGUUACAAAUAUCCUUAGUUUCAGAGAUCUUCCUUGUAGUCAGUUUAUUCUCCACCGUUGUAAUGAGUAUAUUACUGAUGAACAUGUUUAAGAUUUUAUGGUGUAUUAUCACCAUGACAUUCAUGAUCUUAUUCUUGAACUUGAAGGUAAGAAAUAAUAGCUUAUCUAAACAGAUAGUAACUCAAUUAGAUCAAGUGAUGAUCCAAUCUUUAGCCUCCAACUACUGGCUCAAUAUGUUAUCCAUCAGUAGCCAAUGUUUAACUUUAUACACAUAUGUCAAGAGAAUAGUCAGCUUAGAUUUAUAG